Entamoeba invadens IP1 is the source of this 819-nucleotide messenger RNA. RefSeq lists its product as hypothetical. The record is from RefSeq and is a predicted model, not a curated record. Gene Ontology annotation, molecular function: protein binding; ubiquitin protein ligase activity. The transcript has 3 exons. NCBI's taxonomy places the organism in Eukaryota, Evosea, Mastigamoebida, Endamoebidae. Gene Ontology annotation, cellular component: nucleus. Bases 1 to 819 code for a protein of 272 amino acids. Gene Ontology annotation, biological process: protein ubiquitination.
AUGUUCUCUGUCGAUAGUGACAUUGAGACAUUAAUCUCCAUUUACCCAGACUCCACAUCAAAACACGACGAUGAAAAAUCGCCAACGGUUGUUGUGACAAUCAAUUUACACAACGAGAGCGAGGAAUGCUACAAAGUGUGGCGAUCAACACUUACUCUCGAAAUUCUUAUUAACAAAGAAUGUUAUCCAAAAGCAAAGUCCGUCAAAUUUCAUGUGACACACUGUGGCGGGGUUGAAGCUUAUAAAUUGGACGAAAAAUUGAACUCGUUCAUUUUGGACGGAAAUAGCGAACUCUCGCUCUUUCAAAUAUACGCAGACCUCCAAGAAUUCAUUGAAGACAAUACACACCCUUUUGGUAUUUGUUUGAUUUGUCUCGAGAAAGUGAGUACUGGCGCAACACAACUCCCAUGCUCUCAUUACUUCCACACUGCUUGUAUAGAUAAUAUGAAGGAACUCAACGUUCCCCUGUUAUGUCCAGCUUGUCGUUGUCGAUUCAUGAAAAACCCAAUAACUCCAAAGAAAGAUUCACGCGAUAAUUAUUACUCAAUGAAUGACGAUAUUUACGACCCAAUGUGCUCAUCACUUUCAAAGUAUUUUGCACUUAUCAGGAAUUCGGGAGUGAAACAAAGUCAUCACGUCAUCCUUUCGUACUUUAACGAAUGUUGCCCAGUCCUCUGCAGCUUCAACGAAAAAGAGGGAGGGUGGGUUAUAUCAUUCAGAAAUGAGCAUCAACUCCAAAAAGCUAUUAACACAUUCAAUGGAAAGGCAAUUCUUCCAAACUUCCCGUGUAUGGAAGUUACUCGGUAUGUACCUUGUUGA